UCCAAAGUCACACGUUUAACACUUGCACCCUCUUCGCCAGCAAACAAAGAGAGCCCCAGAAAGCUACAGAACUCGAACUAGAAGUGUUUCCGGUGAAGGAGGAGGCCGGAGGAUAAUAGUUGUGGUUUGAAUGACUAGUACUGUAGCCAUGGGUGGUGGUGUUACGGUGGAGGACAGGAAUUACAGCUUGAUAAACUUUGAAGAGACGGAGCUGCGUCUAGGGUUGCCGGGUGCGCUGAAAGACGGCGACCAAGGCGUGAAGAGCUGCAGUAGCGGGAAGAGAGGGUUUUCGGAAACGGUUGAUUUGAAGCUCAAUUUCUCCUCGGAAAAUGAUGAUGUGAGCCGGUCAGGGAGAGAUGGUCAGGUGGAGAUCAAGAAGGAGAAGGAUGCUUCUGCUGCUCCUGCUCCUCGUGCAAAGGCUCAAGUUGUGGGUUGGCCACCCGUCCGAUCAUUCCGAAAGAACAUCGUCGCCGUCCAAAAGAAGAGCACCGAUCAGGAUCAGGCCGCCGAGAAGAGUGGCAGCACUAGUACUAGUGCGGCCUUUGUUAAAGUGAGUAUGGAUGGGGCACCUUAUCUACGUAAAGUCGACUUGAAGUUGUACCAAAGCUACCAAGAGCUUUCUACUGCCCUAGGCAAAAUGUUCAGCUCCUUCACUAUUGGUAACUGUGGAUCACAAGGAAUGAAGGAUUUCAUGAACGAGAGCAAACUGAUAGACCUUCUGAAUGGUUCUGAAUAUGUGCCUAGUUAUGAAGACAAAGAUGGAGAUUGGAUGCUUGUGGGAGAUGUACCAUGGGAGAUGUUCGUCGAUUCAUGCAAACGCUUGCGGAUAAUGAAGGGAUCGGAGGCGAUUGGACUUGCGCCGAGAGCGGUGGAGAAGUUCAAGAACAGAAGUUGAAGAUGAAGCUGCUCGCUUUGUCUGCUUGGUUGAUUUACUUUCUGGCACGGACACAAUCAAAUGAAAAAUUUGCAGACCGGCUCUACACAAAACUGGAGCACGAAGUUUGGAUGUGCCUGUGACUCUCUGUACCAUGGUUUUUUUUUUUGGUGCGCUCUACUGUUUUCAAAGUUUUAUGUAAGAAUAUAUUCGGAGAUUUGUUAGGAACAAGAAGCAAAUAAUAUUAUAGAUCGAAGAUGUGCAUAUUAUCUUGCUCA
This is a messenger RNA of Fragaria vesca subsp. vesca, 1152 nucleotides long. Its product is annotated as auxin-responsive protein IAA16-like. Gene Ontology annotation, biological process: regulation of DNA-templated transcription. The coding region runs from base 131 to 895 and encodes 254 amino acids. Gene Ontology annotation, molecular function: protein binding. Gene Ontology annotation, cellular component: nucleus. NCBI's taxonomy places the organism in Eukaryota, Viridiplantae, Streptophyta, Magnoliopsida, Rosales, Rosaceae. The record is from RefSeq and is a predicted model, not a curated record. The transcript has 5 exons.